UCUGCUAUGACAGUCGCUUCACGGCGUCCGACGCGGCGAUCCGAUCAGCAGGUCACGCAAUGUCCUCGCUGUACCCGAAACAGUCUCAGCUGGAGGCAACAGCUGUAGAGAAUUUUUGUGAAUAUCUCCGAAUACCAACUGUCCAGCCCAACGUAAAUUACGAUGACUGCGUCGCUUUUCUACAAAAGCAGGCAAAGUCCCUCGACCUGCCACUCAAAGUGUAUCAUGUGCAUCCUGACAAGCCAAUCGUCAUCAUCACCUGGGAGGGACUCAAGCCAUCCUUACCUGCUAUUCUCUUGAACAGCCACAUGGAUGUCGUGCCAGUUUUUGCUGAUCAAUGGACGUAUCCGCCAUUUAGUGCGCACAUGGAUGAGAAAGGAAAUAUAUACGCACGCGGAAGUCAGGAUAUGAAAUGCGUCGGGAUUCAAUAUUUGGAAGCAAUACGACGCCUGAAGUUGAAGGGUCAGUGUUUCAACAGAACGAUUCACUUAUCCUUUGUACCUGACGAAGAAAUCGGGGGAGUACUUGGAAUGAGAGAGUUUGUCCACACAAAAGACUUCCAGGCAUUGAAUUUGGGUUUCGCUCUGGACGAAGGAGUUGCAUCACCGACCAAUGAUUUUUUUCUCUACAAUGGCGAGCGAUCUUUGUGGCAUUUAUGGAUUUAUUGCCCAGGUAAUCCGGGCCACGGAUCGCUAAUGCUGGAUAAUACAGCUGGAGAAAAAAUCAGAAUUGUUAUUGACAAAUUCAUGGACUUUAGAGCGAAAGAAAAAGCCAAGCUCAAGGAUCCAAAAGUCAAGCUGGGAGAUGUGACUUCAGUUAAUCUCACGCAAUUACAAGGAGGUAUACAAACCAACGUAAUUCCAGAUCAAUUGGUAGUUGCAUUUGAUAUUCGUAUUGCUGUUACUGUCGAUGAAAAAAAAUUCGAAGAUAUGGUGAUGGGAUGGUGCAAAGAGGCUGGAGAUGAUGUGCAUGUUAAAUUUGAGCAGAAAAACGAGAAAAUCGAAACCACUAAAGUAGACAGUACAAAUCCAUUCUGGGUGGAAUUCAAAAAAGCCAGUGAUAAACUGGGAGUGAAUCUCGACAUCGGAAUCUUCCCUGGAGCGACUGACAGUCGCUUUGUGCGAUCGGUUGGAAUCCCAGCGAUUGGUUUUUCACCGAUGAACAAUACGCCGAUCCUUCUUCACGAUCACAACGAGUAUCUAAAUAAGGAUGUAUUUUUGCGUGGUAUUGAAAUUUACACGGAAUUGAUACCAGCUGUGGCAAAUGCUUAAAAUUCAUCACAGAUCGUCUGAAUAUGAAUUUUCAUGACCUGAUAUUCCAAGGAAGAUGAAGCAGUACGGAGUGAGAAGUAUGAGGCAUGAAGUGUGGUAAGAAAAUAUGAAAUAUAGUUGGGGUGAAAAGUUUGUUAAAGCUCAGAUAUAUAAUAUUGUAAUUUAAUGAUGACGUUAAACACAGUUUGACUGAAGUGAACUGAGACAAUAAUCAAAAAUAGGUAAUUCCAGUAAUGAAAAAUCGUUUUUUAAAACAUUAUUGAACAGUCAGCACGAGGUACAUCCCAAGUUCUAUGGAUGAUUCAAAUUAUUCUCAAUUAAAUGAAAAUAUAUUCAUGAGUAAUGGUAAACUGAAACUUGAAGAAGAAAAACCUGAUUAAAACAAAGCCCGGUGUAAUUUGAACAAACAUGCAAACAAUGCAAGGUUUGAUUUUUCAUUUUGAUCAUUAUUAUUUUCGUUUUUGAACGAUUUUUCAAGGAUAUAUAAUCAUGUGAAUAUCAUACGUUGAUUGAACGAAAAAAUUAUAAAUGUGUAAUCGAUUAUUAUCUUUUGGAUGGGGUAAAAUGUUGAACAUUAAUUUUGCCAUUGUGCACUAAAAAUGCAGUUAAGAAACAUAAAUUUGCUGAAGUUCUAAUAUGCGGAAACGAAAAAUGUCAACAUGAAAACGAUGAAGUAGAAAAUCAAAAUCAUGGAAAUCAAUGUCUAGAAAGAAAUGAAACAGUGAAA
Molecule: messenger RNA, 1998 nt
Organism: Neodiprion fabricii
Lineage: Eukaryota; Metazoa; Arthropoda; Insecta; Hymenoptera; Diprionidae
Product: aminoacylase-1-like
Exons: 5
Coding region: 60-1271 (403 amino acids)
Biological process (GO): amino acid metabolic process
Cellular component (GO): cytoplasm
Molecular function (GO): aminoacylase activity
Source: RefSeq, a predicted model, not a curated record